Molecule: messenger RNA, 4487 nt
Organism: Tachyglossus aculeatus (Australian echidna)
Lineage: Eukaryota; Metazoa; Chordata; Mammalia; Monotremata; Tachyglossidae
Gene: NPNT
Product: nephronectin
Exons: 14
Coding region: 699-2546 (615 amino acids)
Cellular component (GO): membrane
Molecular function (GO): calcium ion binding
Source: RefSeq, a predicted model, not a curated record
CAGCUUCCCUCCUACAGCCUCCCUAUUGCAACCUCCCUCCCGCAGCCUCCCUAUUGCAACCUCCCUCCGACAGCCUCCCUCCUGCAACUUCCCUCCUGCGACUCCCGUCCUGCAGCCUGCCUCCUGUAACUCCCCUCCUACAGCCUCCCUAUUGCAACCUCCCCCCUGCAGCUUCCCUCCUACAGCCUCCCUCUUGCAACCUCCCCCCUGCAGCUUCCCUCCUACAGUCUCCCUAUUGCAACCUCCCCCCUGCAGCUUCCCUCCUACAGCCUCCCUAUUGCAACCUCCCUCCUGCAGCUCCCCUCCUACAGCCUCCCUCCCGCAACUCCCCUCCUGCAACCUCCCUCCCGCAACUCCCCUCCUGCAGCCUCCCUAUUGCAACCUCCCUCCCGCAGCCUCCCUCCUGCAACUUCCCUCCUAAAGCCUCCCUCCUGCAACUUCCCUCCCGCAGCUUCCCACCUUCAACCUCCCUAUUGCAACCUCCCACCUGCAGCCUCCCUCCUGCAACCUCCCCCUUGCAACCUCCCUAUUGCAACUUCUCUCCCGCAACCUUCCCCCUGCAGCUCCCCUCUUGCAACCUUCCCUCCCGCAGUUUCCCUCCCGCAGCCUCCCUAUUGCAACUUCUCUCCCGCAGCCUUCCCGCUGCACCUUCCCACCUGCAGCCUCCCUCCUGCGGCCUCCCUCUUGCAGCCUCCGGCAUGGACUGGUUUUGGAGCUUAGUGGUCGCCUCCUCGCUCGUCCUGGAAGCUGCCGGAGACUUCGACGGCAGGUGGCCCAGGCAAAUGGUGACCUCCAUUGGACUCUGUCGCUAUGGGAGUCGAAUUGACUGCUGCUGGGGUUGGGCGCGCCAGUCGUGGGGACAGUGUCAGCCUUUCUACGUCUUAAGGCAGAGAAUAGCCAGGAUAAGGUGCCAGCUCAAAGCCAUAUGCCAACCUAGAUGUAAACAUGGUGAAUGUAUAGGACCAAAUAAAUGCAAGUGUCACCCUGGUUACACGGGAAAAACCUGCAACCAAGAGGAACACCUUUCUCCAAUCCCUCUUCACCAGUUCAGUGGCCAGCUUCCUUUCUACCCCCUGGAUCGUCACGCCACGAGUUUCCCAUCAAGGGAUCUGAACGAAUGUGGACUAAAGCCCCGUCCGUGCAAAUACCGGUGCAUGAAUACUUACGGCAGCUACAAGUGCUACUGUUUAAACGGAUAUAUGCUUAUGCCUGAUGGCUCGUGUUCAGGUGCCCUGUCUUGUUCCAUGGCAAACUGUCAGUACGGCUGUGACGUCGUGAAAGGCGAGGUGCGAUGUCAUUGUCCUUCCCCGGGAUUGCAGCUGAGCCCCGACGGGCGGACCUGCAUGGAUGUGGAUGAAUGUACUACCGGAAGAGCUUCAUGUCCUAGAUUUAGGCAAUGUGUCAACACUUUUGGAAGCUAUAUCUGCAAGUGCCACAAAGGCUUCAACCUCAUGUAUAUUGGAGGCAAAUACCAGUGCCACGACAUAGACGAGUGCUCCGUCGGCCAAUAUCAGUGUGGUGGUUUUGCCCGAUGUUAUAAUACACACGGAUCCUAUAAGUGUAAAUGUAAAGACGGAUACCAGUGGGAUGGCAUGAAUUGCCUAUAUAUUCCAAAAGUUAUGAUUGAUCCUUCGGGGCCGGGUCCCAACGGAGGACACAUUAAUGGGAUUCCUGAUAUCGGAGGGACUCGUUGGCCUCCGAAGACACCGUAUAUCCCACCGCGUACCCCUACUGUCAUCACUGCCAGGCCUACGCUAAGGCCGACACCAAAACCAACCACGAGACUUACACCCGCCCCUGCAACAAAACCUGAGCUUACUACAGCUUUGACAACUCCGCCACCUCCAACAACCACGGCCACGACAACAGAAGCUCCCAAAAUGACCACGACAGACUCUUCCAUUGUACUGGAAAUACCAGUUGAAACUACACCUCCCGGAGAGAUUACCGUUGACAACAGAAUUCAGAUAGAGCCUCAGAAACCCAGAGGGGAUGUGUUUAUUCCACGUCAUCCUGGAGUGAACAACGAUCUGUUUGAAAUGUUUGAAAUCGAAAGAGGAAUUAGUGCAGAUGAUGAAGUAAAGGAUGAUCCAGGCGUUCUGAUUCACAGCUGUAACUUUGACCAUGGUCUUUGUGGAUGGAUCAGGGAAAAAGAAGAUGACCUGCACUGGGAACCCGUCAGGGAUUCGACAGGUGGACACUAUCUGACCAUCUCAGCACCUAAGAGUCCAGGGGGGAGAGUGGCCCGCCUGGUGCUUUCUCUCGGCCACCUGAGGCAUCGGGGGAAAUUGUGCCUUUCCUUCCGGCACAAGGUAUCCGGGCUGCACUCCGGUGUGCUCCAGGUGUUUGUGAGAAAACACGGCACCCACGGAGCGGCCCUGUGGGGUAGAAACGGAGGCCACGGCUGGAGGCAAACACAGAUUACCUUGCAAGGCUCAGAUAUGAAGAGCGUCAUCUUCAAAGGUGAAAAGAGGCACGGGCAUUCGGGGGAGAUUGGAUUGGACGAUGUGAGCUUGAGAAGAGGUCACUGUUCUGAAGAACCUUAGAACCUGAGAACUAGAGGAAGAAGAGCCACUUUGUUCCUUUCCCUCUCCCCUCAGCUACUUCCCGUCCUCCCCUUCACCACACCUAGAAGAUGGCUCUGGUUUACCUAAGGGUUCAGUUGGUUAUUCACGUCUGGUUUGAUUGUGUAGUGCCAUCCCAGUGAACAGGGAAAGCCCCCUGGAAACCACAAGGACAUUGAUACUUCAAAUCAGCAAUGGAUCCCCAUCAAUCUCAGCUUCAGGCCAGUGUGUACAUAUGUGUGUGUGAGAGAGAGAGACAACCAACCUCCUUCAGUGGAACUGCAGAAUGAACUGCGAAGUAAAAGAGCAAAGUUAUAGAAACGUUCAAAAUAUCCAGUGCAUUGGCCAAUUUACUAAGCGUUCAGUAGGAACCCGGUUGUAUCCGUUUCACGGAUGAUCUGAGGUAAUUGUAGGGUCAGUCCCUGUUCCUCAUUUUAAGCCAGUAACAGCCUGGACCUGAACCUUGGCUCUUAACUGCCAUUUUACCUUUUAAAAGAAGGGUGUGUAACAUAGCUGCAUUUAGUCUUACAUUGUAUCCAUUUUAAAAAGGCAGUGCUGUAGAUUAGGAACUGCAUCUCUUAAUAUCAGUAGUGUGGUGUUUAGUGGAGAUUUGUCAUGGAUAGUAUGUAUUUGUAGUGCAAGAUGCAAUGUCUCAGAUACAUAUGUAAAAUCCCGCUUCAGGCUUUGAUUCGGUGUUGACGAGGCUAAGUAAGGGUGGUCAUUUUGUUGAAAUAGUACUGGUUAUAAGACUUCGUAUUGAGAGUAGCAACGAUUGCUGUAUAGAUACGAGCACACAUAUGCACAUCUAGUUCAUAAACUCAGUUUUCUGUGACAACUUAAAUGUCCACCAUCCUCAUCACUGCUUGAGCCAGUUUAAAAAGACACCAAACUGCCUUUUGGGGAAUCUUUUAGCACCUUGUAUAGGGGAAUCAAGGAGCUGGUUUAUAAAAAUUAUUUCCCCACAGGGAAGACUGUGGCCAAGACAAGUCUGUUGACAUAUUUAGAGCAGUUAUAUUAGCAGUUUAUUUUUUUUUAAUAUAAAAUUGGACCAGUGGUGUAAAAAUCACCACUUGGGUGAUAGAAACAUAUUGAACGUUAGAAACAAAAGGCACAGGAAGCGAGGAGGUGUUGAUUAAAAAACUGCCUAUAAAAACAAAUUCACUUUCGGCAUGAAUUCUUCUAUCAAAUGUGUUCAUGUUUCCAGAAAUCCCAAGACUAGUCUUCCUCUGCCUUUCCUCCCCACCAGAACCCAGGCCACGAGGUGACUAUAUGGAGACUUCAGGCCAGUGAAUUCUCCGGAGCUGCUGGGACAAAAAGGAGUCAUUUUUUCUCCUCAUUCUGACCUAUGGGUGGGUCAUUUAGGACAGGCCUAAAGAGAUUCUGCAUUUUGAAGCCAAAGUGCCCAAGGUUUUAAAAUCUUUGCCACUUUGCUGCAGAAUGCCAUUCUCAUGUUUGCCAGUGUAGAGUGGGCAGCAGAUGGUGAAGGCAAACACAGUGGAAGUUGAAGAGGAGCGCGCCUAACUCUUUCUGCCUGAUAGAGUUGGCAUCCAUUGCUAAUAGUGUAAGCAUGGUAGGGGGAGAGAAAGGGUUUCCUUGGCUUUAGGCCUCCUGCAACCUGGAAUGAACACUAAUCACACUCUUUGUGGUGAUGUGUGGGAGUUAAUGAGCAGCACUACCUAAAGCAGAUUGUAGAUUUAAUCAAUUCCAAACCAUAUUUACCCAGCACAUUGCCCCCUUAAUUUUUAGAGUACAUUUGCUUCAAUUUCCCCUGAAGUAAAAUGGUUCUAUCUUUCAAGACACAUCCCUGAGACGUAAAUCGACAAUUGUGACAGAAAUCACAAGAUUACCAGGAUCACAAAGACCAUCAGAGGACUGGAAAAGGUAGAGGGAAAAGAACAAGGGUUAUCCAUGGAAGGUUGAGGG